Messenger RNA from Fusarium poae, 270 nucleotides. RefSeq lists its product as uncharacterized. The record is from RefSeq and is a predicted model, not a curated record. The transcript is spliced from 2 exons. The coding region runs from base 1 to 270 and encodes 89 amino acids. NCBI's taxonomy places the organism in Eukaryota, Fungi, Ascomycota, Sordariomycetes, Hypocreales, Nectriaceae.
AUGGCUUUCUUAGAUGGGACUCCGAUAAUUGUCCCCAACCUGGCAGUAACAGCUGAACCAAUGCCAGGUGUUGAUAGUAGUUCUUUACUGGACACCUCAGCAAAUGCAACAACUAGCAACGGUGUAUCGACUGGCGCCACAUCAAGCAAGGAGCCAACGGAUAUAUCAGAAGCUUCUGCAACCACAACAACGGGAACAACUGCAAUAGAAACACCGGUUACAUCAUCAAAAGGACUUUCAGACGGUGCCAUUGCCGGGGUUACUAUAUAG